This is a messenger RNA of Tarenaya hassleriana, 3089 nucleotides long. Its product is annotated as probable inactive ATP-dependent zinc metalloprotease FTSHI 4, chloroplastic. Gene Ontology annotation, cellular component: chloroplast thylakoid. The coding region runs from base 129 to 2687 and encodes 852 amino acids. Lineage: Eukaryota; Viridiplantae; Streptophyta; Magnoliopsida; Brassicales; Cleomaceae. Gene Ontology annotation, molecular function: metalloendopeptidase activity; ATP hydrolysis activity; ATP-dependent peptidase activity. Gene Ontology annotation, biological process: proteolysis. The record is from RefSeq and is a predicted model, not a curated record. The transcript is spliced from 17 exons.
GCCAGCGUUCGUCGCACCCUAUCGCAUACUUGCUGCGCUUCACCUCAAAAGAUCCUCUUUUCUUUCCCUCCCUCGCACCAGAAAGCGAGAGAAAGUAGUGGGAAAAUUCUCUAUCUGAUGAUAGAGAAAUGGCAUUCUCUUUCUCGAGUUCACUCAGUCCCACCCAGUUCCCCAAACCCUUAAACCCUUCCAGUACCCGCCCUGUCCAACUGCCUGGUUCUUUCUCCAGUUUCGUCCCUCGGAGACAGACCCAGAGAACAAAAUUAUGCUCCAAAUUCGAUCUGUUACUCUCGAGAAGAACUGGGUUUGUUUCUUGUAGUGUGUCGAGCUCUGGUUCUAAUGGGUCUUCCCCCAACACGGAAGAAGACGCUGAAGCGACUCGUUUGUUCGAGAAAUUAAAGGAAGCAGAAAGAGACCGUAUAAACAAAUUGGAGGAGCUUGAGAGAAAGGCUAAUGUACAGUUAGAAAGACAGCUUGUAAUGGCUUCAGACUGGAGUAGAGCCUUGCUCGCAAUGCGCGGGAAGUUAAAGGGAACAGAAUGGGAUCCUGAAAACUCUCAUCGGAUCAAUUAUAGCGACUUUAUGAGACUCUUAGAUUCAAAUAGUGUUCAAUACAUGGAAUACUCAAACUAUGGCCAGACAAUAUCAGUGAUAUUGCCUUAUUAUAAAGACGGGGAACCUCAAGGAGAAGAUAACUCGAAAAAGGAGAUUAUUUUCCGUCGUCACAUUGUGGACCGUAUGCCAAUUGAUUGUUGGAAUGAUGUCUGGAAGAAGUUGCACCAGCAGAUAGUGAACAUAGAUGUUUUCAAUGUAGAUGCGGUUCCAUCCGAGGUCUACUCUACUAUUGCGACUUUUGUGAUAUGGUCUAUGAGACUUGCCCUGUUUGGUUCACUGUAUAUUUGGAUCGACAAUAUUAUGAGGCCAAUUUAUGCCAAACUAAUCCCUUGCGAUCUUGGAACCCCAACCAAAAAGACAAGGGAACCACUUAAGCGUCGUGCACUUGGAUCAUUAGGCAAGAGUCGGGCAAAAUUCAUAUCUGCAGAGGAAAAAACAGGUGUUACUUUCGAUGAUUUUGCUGGCCAAGAGUACAUAAAGAAUGAAUUGCAAGAGAUUGUGCGCAUCUUAAAGAAUGACGAGGAGUUUCAGGACAAAGGCAUUUACUGUCCGAAGGGUGUACUUCUUCAUGGACCUCCUGGAACGGGAAAAACUCUGCUGGCUAAAGCCAUUGCUGGAGAAGCUGGUUUGCCUUUCUUUGCGGCAAAUGGAACUGACUUUGUCGAGAUGUUUGUAGGUGUGGCUGCAUCCCGUGUAAAAGACCUUUUUGCUAGUGCUAGAUCAUUUGCCCCUUCUAUAAUCUUUAUCGACGAGAUCGAUGCAAUCGGAAGUAAGCGUGGUGGGCCAGAUAUUGGCGGGGGUGGAGCAGAGAGGGAACAAGGUCUCCUUCAAAUCCUGACAGAGAUGGAUGGAUUUAAAGUUACCACAUCACAAGUUUUGAUUAUAGGUGCAACAAAUAGGUUAGAUAUUCUUGAUCCUGCUCUUUUGAGAAAGGGUCGUUUUGACAAGAUCAUAAGAGUUGGUUUGCCAUCAAAGGAUGGCAGAUUAGAAAUAUUAAAGGUUCAUGCUAGAAAUAAGUUCUUCAGAUCCGAGCAAGAGAAGGAGGUGUUGCUGCGAGAAGUUGCUGAGCUUGCAGAAGAUUUUACUGGAGCAGAACUGCAAAACGUUCUUAACGAAGCUGGAAUCUUGACUGCUAGAAAAGACUUGGACUACAUUGGACGAGAAGAACUUUUAGAAGCUCUAAAAAGGCAAAAAGGGACAUUUGAAACAGGACAAGAAGACAGUACUGAAGUUCCAGAGGAGUUGAAGUUGAGACUUGCAUACCGAGAGGCGGCUGUUGCUGUUCUUGCAUGCUAUCUCCCUGAUCCAUAUCGUCCUAUUGCUGAGACCGACAUAAAUUCUAUUCGAAGUCAACCAAAUAUGCGAUAUGCAGAAACUUCAGGGAGAGUCUUUGCGAGAAAAUCAGACUAUGUUAACUCAAUCAUCCGCGCAUGUGCUCCUAGGGUAGUUGAGGAGGAGAUGUUUGGGAUCGAAAACUUGAGCUGGAUCUCUGCUAAGUCUACCUUAGAGGCUUCAAGACUUGCAGAGUUUCUGAUUCUUCAGACAGGAAUGACUGCUUUCGGAAAAGCAUACUAUAGAAAUCAAAGGGAUCUCGUUCCAAACCUUGUUCCUAAACUCGAGGCACUACGAGAUGAAUACAUGCGAUUUGCUGUUGAGAAAUGCUCGUCCAUCUUACAAGACUGUCAAGCCGCCCUCGAAGAAAUCACUGAUGUUCUGCUCGAGAGAGGAGACAUCAAAGCUGAUGAGAUUUGGGACAUAUACAAGAGAUCUCCGAGGAUUCCUCAAAAACCCGUGAAGCCGGUUGAUGAAUAUGGAGCCCUGAUUUAUGCUGGAAGAUGGGGAAUUCACGGUGUAUCGUUACCGGGCAGAGUAACAUUUGCUCCGGGAAACACUGGCUUUGCUACGUUUGGUGCUCCCCGUCCCAUGGAGACACAAAUCAUCAGCGACGAAACGUGGAAGCUAGUAGACGAUAUCUGGGACAAGAAGGUUGAUGAGAUGAAGACUCAGGCUUCAAUGGAGGUCGAGGAGGAAAAGAAAAAACCUCAACUUUUGAUGGCAAGCCAUUUCUUUUGACCAUAUUCAGUUUUGCAGUUUCAGACAGAGCUGGGCAAGAACAAGAACAUUAUAUAACGGACAUCCAAAAAGAGCCCAAAGUGCAGGAACCAACAGAGCAGGAGGAGAUCCUUUUCUUGUACAGAGACACUUCUGGUUUUUGUGUAUUGACGCUAAACCGGUAUGUUCCCGAGCGAGUGAGCCAGCAAAGCUUCUUCUUCUGGUGGUUAACCGGUUCAUAAUUUCUAAACCGAUUCCGGUUAUCUUUGGUACUCGACCUGAGUAGUGAUGAUACUCGUUAGUCGUUACAGAGAGGGGUGUUCCGUGCUGCUGCAUGGGGCUCGCGUGAAUUGGGCUGUGAUGGCUUUGAUGGCGCGUCAUUACAAUUAUUACCAAGUAUACUUAUCCAUUUAUAUUUUUCAA